Paramecium pentaurelia is the source of this 1422-nucleotide messenger RNA. The record is from the annotation of a GenBank genome assembly. NCBI's taxonomy places the organism in Eukaryota, Ciliophora, Oligohymenophorea, Peniculida, Parameciidae.
AUGAUUGAUAUCUUUGGUGUUUAAUAUAAAUAACAGAUAUCUUUAGAUUAAAAAGAAUAAAAGUCUAUUCUAAGUGGAAUAUGUUCAAUUAUUGUAUUAGGAGCUAGUUUAAGUUAUUUUAUAUAUGUACUGAAUGAAUGGUGGAGUUCAAAAAUAUUACCAAAUUCAACUAACUUAAUGAAAGUUCAGAAUUACUCUUAAAUUUUAUAUAAUGAAGAUGCUUUAUUUGAAUUUUGUUAUUGGAAGUAUAGUGAAGAAUAAGUUGAUCCAUUUAGAUUAUAAAAUAACAUAUUAACUCCUAUUGGAAUCUACUUUAUUAAUGGUAUUCCUUAAAAACCAUUCUCUCUAUUAAAUUAAUCAUAAACAAUAUCACCCUAUAAUACAAAUCUAUUAAGAGUUGAUAAUCUUUCUUUAGUUCAAAAUAGUGGUUUUGAUAAUGAUUUAAAUGAUACUACAGAAUUAAUGAUAGUAAUAACUUCAUGUAAUAUCACUCUAUUGAAUAGUGGUUAUGAAUGUGCAUCUGAUUAAGAAAUUAAAGAAUUCUUUGAAAAAUCUGUAAAUUAUAUAAGUUUUUGGUUGAAUUUAAAGUAAUAUGAUUCAUAUACUUAAAAAUUCUAAGUUGUAAAAAAACAAUAUUAUUUAACUUUUGACUCUUAAAUCUCUCAUUAAGGUUAAUUAAUACUUACUUAAACUUAAGCUACCAUAGAUACUGGUAUUUUAUUUAGUAAUUAUGAAUCAAAAAGCUUUAUAUACAAUGCUUAAUUAAUAACAAGUGCAACAUCUAAUCAAUUUUGGUCUACUCUAUUAGUUAAGAAUUCAUAUCUUAAUUUAUUUAUACGACUUGAUCCAAUGUCUAUUGAUACUUAGAUUGUAUAUCCAAAAUUAGGAGAAAUACUUGCUUAAGUUGGAUCAAUAAUGAGUAUGUUAAUGACUAUUUAAUAUCUACUAAGUUAUUAUAAUGAAUAAUUAUUGGAUUUUGAUGUUAUUGAUAAGAUUUUGGGUUUUUAUUUUUUAGAUUAUUCAGAAUUGAAAAAAUCAAAAGAAAAAGGAGAUAUGAAAAUAUGUAAAGAAUUAAUAGAAUAAGCUAAAAAGAAAUUAAUUUAUAUUAAUAUAUUAUAUGAAUUGUCUAGAAUUUAAUUAUUUCUAAUACAUCAUUUUGGAAGAAAUUAAUUGUAUCAUACACAUUAAUAUGGUAUAUAGGCAAAAGAAGAUAUAAAAUUAAUUAAUUGUGAUUAAGGUGUUGAUAAUUCAAUUACUAUGAUAAAGAUUAAUGGAAAUAGAGAAUAAAUUGAUUAUCAUUUUGAUAAGGAAGAUUUUAAUUUAUUAAGUAAAGGAAAAUUAAAUAAUAAUAAGAAUAAUGAAGAUUUAGUGAGAGUUUAUUAAGAAGUUGGUAGUUCUUCAUUUUAAUCUAUUUAAUUAUGA